Cucumis melo (muskmelon) is the source of this 914-nucleotide messenger RNA. RefSeq names its product peptidyl-prolyl cis-trans isomerase CYP18-1. Gene Ontology annotation, cellular component: catalytic step 2 spliceosome. The transcript has 5 exons. The record is from RefSeq and is a predicted model, not a curated record. Gene Ontology annotation, biological process: protein folding; protein peptidyl-prolyl isomerization. NCBI's taxonomy places the organism in Eukaryota, Viridiplantae, Streptophyta, Magnoliopsida, Cucurbitales, Cucurbitaceae. Gene Ontology annotation, molecular function: peptidyl-prolyl cis-trans isomerase activity. Bases 119 to 601 code for a protein of 160 amino acids.
CUUAUAUAUACUAUAGGGAGCGAAUGUUCCUCUCAACCAUUUUCUUUGUAUUUUUCCAAUUGCGUUUUCAUUACGAUCUCGGGAACGAGAACCGCAACUUUGCAAACCAGCUCUGAAGAUGUCUGUUACUUUGCACACAAAUCUCGGAGACAUCAAGUGCGAGAUUUUUUGCGAUGAAGUCCCGAAAUCUGCUGAGAACUUUUUGGCAUUGUGUGCAAGUGGUUACUAUGACGGAACCAUAUUCCAUCGCAAUAUCAAAGGUUUUAUGAUACAAGGUGGAGACCCAACCGGCACAGGAAAAGGAGGAACUAGCAUAUGGGGCAAGAAGUUUAAUGACGAGAUAAAAGAGUCACUCAAGCACAAUGCUAGAGGGAUAUUAUCAAUGGCCAACAGUGGAGCAAAUACAAACGGAAGCCAAUUUUUUAUAACUUAUGCAAAGCAGCCACAUUUAAAUGGAUUAUAUACUGUUUUCGGCAGAGUGAUUCAUGGGUUUGAAGUACUUGAUAUCAUGGAAAAGACACAAACUGGACCAGGAGAUCGUCCUCUCGCAGAGAUCAGGCUGAAUCGGGUGACGAUACAUGCUAAUCCUCUUGCAGGCUAAACUUGCUUUGGCAGUAGUUGAAAUGAAGAUUGAUGGAAACCUCAGAAUUCAAGUGGCAUGAAGCGCUAGUGCUAAGGGCUGCCAUGAUCAGGUGGAAGGUUUGUUAACAAAAUAACAUGAACAUGAGAGGUUCGAAAUAGAGAAUUAGAAGUAAAGUAUACGCAACCUAAACAGAUGGCUUAUUGGCUUAUUGUGUCUUCAGAGGUACUACGUUUAAGUGCUAACUAUAAAGUCGAUUUGCUGCGGCCAAUCUCAUGAAUUUGCUUUUGUAUUCUUAACUUUUGUGUAUAUUUAUUUAAACUUGUUUCUAUCA